Messenger RNA from Ostrinia furnacalis (Asian corn borer), 1202 nucleotides. RefSeq names its product phosphate carrier protein, mitochondrial. Gene Ontology annotation, biological process: mitochondrial phosphate ion transmembrane transport. Gene Ontology annotation, cellular component: mitochondrial inner membrane. Gene Ontology annotation, molecular function: phosphate transmembrane transporter activity. The transcript has a single exon. The record is from RefSeq and is a predicted model, not a curated record. Bases 150 to 1097 code for a protein of 315 amino acids. NCBI's taxonomy places the organism in Eukaryota, Metazoa, Arthropoda, Insecta, Lepidoptera, Crambidae.
AAUUGAUGUCAAAGUGGUACGUCAAAAGAAGAAAGCAAAAACAUUCAAAUUAACGCUUAAAAUUUCACAAUAGGAAAAGACAUCCAUAGCAAGGUGCGGGCGGAGGGUCGAGCAGUUUCUGGGCGCGGAAGUGUACACUCGCGAGCAACAUGGCCAAACCCAAGGAGGAGUUCUCGUGCGAGAUGUUCAGCAACAAGUUCUUCAUGCUGUGCGGCGCGGGCGGCGCCGUGGCUUGCGGCGCCACGCACACCUUCGUCACGCCGCUCGACCUCGUCAAGUGCCGCCUGCAGGUCGACCCCGCCAAGUACAAGUCCAUCUUCAAGGGCUUCGGCAUCUCCUUCAAGGAGGGCGGCAUGGCCAACCUCGUCAAGGGCUGGGCGCCCACCCUCAUCGGCUACUCCCUCCAGGGCGCCGCUAAAUUCUCCGGCUACGAAUACUUCAAAUACAAAUUCGCCACAAUGGUUGAUGAGGAAACCGCGUACCUUUACCGGACAUACAUGUAUUUGGCAGCGUCAGCCUCCGCGGAGUUGAUCGCGGAUAUUCUCCUGUGCCCGUUCGAAGCGACCAAAGUGAGGAUGCAGACCACACCUGGUUACACGUCGCAGAUGAGGAAGGCCAUGCCGCACAUGAUGGCGACCGAAGGGUUCGGCGUGUUCUACAAAGGCCUGACGCCUCUAUGGGGCCGGCAGGUGCCGUACACCAUGAUGAAGUUUUCCUCGUUCGAGAAGACGCUGGAGUACCUGUACGCGAAUGUGGUGCCGAAACCGAGGGCCGAGUGCACGAAGGCGGAGCAGCUGGUGCUGACGUUCACGGCCGGCUACAUCGCGGGCGUGCUGUGCGCGAUCGUGUCGCACCCCUCGGACACGAUCGUGUCCAAGCUGAACAAGGACCCGAGCGCGACGAUCGGCGGGAUCAUCAACGAGGUGGGCAUGGUGGGCAUCUGGCGGGGGCUGGUGGCGCGCAUCGUGAUGAUCGGCACGCUGACGGGGCUGCAGUGGUUCGUGUACGACGCCUUCAAGGUGUACACGAAGAUGCCGCGCCCGCCGCCCGCCGACAUGCCCGAGUCGCUGCGGAAGAAGCUCGCCGCACGGAAGUAGCUCCUCCCGCCGCCCGCCCGAGUCUGUCACGUGUCGUAAAUUAAGCAUGCGGUGAAUCAUGAUCGCUGUGUUACAUAACAUGUAUUUAAUAUUUUAUAAUAAUAU